CUUUUUAAAGAAAUUUAGAUAUUUUGGAAUUGUUGAAGGUCAUUUGACUGUACAAUCGUAUUUGCUUCAAACCCCAGGGAGAAAAAAAAAAAAAGAUUAUGCAUAACUGCGUUCUGUCAUAGAAUUUAUAAACAUUGUUUAGCCGUUUCAAUUACCUGUUAUACAGUAAGUAUAAUGGCCAGGACACUCCACGGCUUAGACCGUGAUGUCUAUCAGAUUAUCAGAAAACUCGAAGAUGAUCAUGAGCGGAACACUCCCUCGAAGCCGCUUAAAUUUACCGUCUCGGGGGUUUACGACUCCAUAAAAAGAUCAAAUUCUAGUCUCUCGCGUCAAAAGAAACGUCCAUUAGAAGACUCUAUCGAGCGGGUUCUUCGCCUCCGGAAGGAGGAGCGAAAGGAGGAAGACGAGGAAGAAACUCUAGAAGAGGCCCCCGCAGAAUCACCGAAAACCAAGGAACGCGACUAUUUCGUAAUGAACAAACACAUUACCCAGUCCUGGAACAUACCCAAGGCCCAACCCACAGUACCAUCUGAAGCCACUACUCCGGGCGGCAAUGCUUCUGGCACUGACCUAGCACCUGUUGCCAUCAUGAAUGACAGACAGCCUAACGGAGAGUCCCGGCCUAAGAAGAGGAGAACAGAGAAGUCUAAAGAAGAUCGUAGCCCGCCUAGCGGUGUUUCUCUGCAGGAUCUCGGAGGGAUGGAUGACGCUAUCAAAGUCCUUGCUGAAUCAGUCACUUUCCCUGUGAGGUUCCCGAAGAUUUGUCUAGAAAACGACUUGGAAGCCACUCGGGGUGUUUUAUUACAUGGGCCUCCAGGCUGUGGAAAAACCAUGCUUGCCAAUGCAUAUGCCGCUUCACUCGGCGUUUCAUAUAUACCCGUCUCUGCGCCGUCUCUCGUUGCUGGCAUGUCAGGAGAGUCGGAAAGAAAGAUCAGAGAGCUAUACGACGAGGCUAAGUCGCUUGCGCCCUGUUUAAUUUUUAUCGAUGAGAUCGACGCCAUUAUGGGGAAACGUGAGAAUGCGCAGAGGGAGAUGGAGAAGCGAAUAGUAGCUCAAAUGCUAACCUGUAUGGACGACCUCUCACCUCAAAAGCUAGGAGGCAAAAUUGUCGUUACGCUAGCCGCGACGAACCGACCGGAUAGUAUCGACCCUGCCCUUCGAAGAGCGGGACGUUUCAAUCGAGAAAUAAGCCUUGGGAUACCAAAUGAGGGUGCUCGAGAGGCCAUUUUGCGCAAAAUGCUUCAGCACGGUCGUGUAUCCCCUGAUUUAGACUAUAAACUACUGGCAAAGAGGACGCCAGGAUUUGUAGGGGCCGAUCUGAAGGAUGUUGUUUCCAUCGCCAAAAAUGAGAUGGUCAGAGCGACCAUGACCCAACUGGCGCAAACUGGUCCGUCAGAAAUGGAUCUUGAUUCUGACGACCAGAUGUCUCCGGGACUUCAGCUGCAUCUUGCAAUUUUGGGAGCACCGGACGAGGCCGUGUCAAGCGACUCACUUAUAUUAACAAUGGAUCACAUGUUAAGCGCAAUUGCGAAGGUCCAGCCGUCCUCCAAGAGAGAAGGCUUCACAACAAUCCCAGAUACUACUUGGGCCCACAUUGGCGCGCUCCACGACGUGAGGAAGCAACUCAUGUUGUCGAUAGUAAAGCCUAUCCAGGACCCCGAACGAUUUACCAGCAAGGGUCUCGAGGCCCCCUCCGGUGUGCUUCUCUGGGGCCCUCCCGGUUGUGGUAAGACUCUCCUAGCCAAAGCCGUCGCCAACGAGUCCAAGGUAAACUUCAUCUCCGUGAAAGGACCUGAGCUCCUUAAUAAAUAUGUCGGCGAGUCCGAACGUUCAGUCCGCCAAGUAUUCAGCCGAGCACGCGCCUCAGCUCCCUGCAUCCUAUUUUUCGACGAGCUGGACGCCCUAGUUCCUCGCCGUGACGGUAACGGGCCCGACGCCAGCGCCCGCGUCGUCAAUCAGCUUCUCACGGAGCUCGAUGGCAUCGGUAGCCGGUUAGGUGUGUACGUAGUCGGCGCAACAAACCGCCCGGACAUGAUCGACCCGGCGAUCCUGCGUCCGGGUCGUCUCGGCACCAACAUCUUUGUUGACCUACCCGACGCCAACGGCCGCGUAGAUAUCCUGCGCACUAGAAUAAAGCGCCUUCUGCCUUCUUAUACCGACUACCCCGUCCUCGAGGCCGUCGCCCGUGAUCCACGCUGCGAGGGGUUCAGCGGUGCUGAUCUAGAUAACUUGCACCUUGCCGCGGGACAGGCGGCUGUCGAGCGAGCGGACUCCAAAGGCGGGCCGGAUGUGCUUUUACCGGAGGAUUGGGAGGCCGCACUAAAUAAGAUAAAGCCAAGCGUGUCGGAUGGCCAUUCUAGCAAGUUUAGAGCGUUAAAAGAGAUGGGAUGGGAAUAAUAAGUACUUCAGCUAGUUAUAAUAAGCAUUAUAUUAGAAAAGAAAAAUUUAAUAUUUUUCGUAA
Molecule: messenger RNA, 2461 nt
Organism: Daldinia caldariorum
Lineage: Eukaryota; Fungi; Ascomycota; Sordariomycetes; Xylariales; Hypoxylaceae
Product: AAA-domain-containing protein
Exons: 2
Coding region: 175-2397 (740 amino acids)
Biological process (GO): ribosome biogenesis
Cellular component (GO): nucleus
Molecular function (GO): RNA binding; ATP hydrolysis activity; ATP binding
Source: RefSeq, a predicted model, not a curated record